Molecule: messenger RNA, 5017 nt
Organism: Scatophagus argus
Lineage: Eukaryota; Metazoa; Chordata; Actinopteri; Scatophagidae
Product: neurabin-2-like
Exons: 19
Coding region: 599-4636 (1345 amino acids)
Biological process (GO): neuron projection development; actin filament organization; calcium-mediated signaling
Cellular component (GO): actin cytoskeleton; dendrite; cytoplasm
Molecular function (GO): actin filament binding
Source: RefSeq, a predicted model, not a curated record
CAUGUUUUGGCAAAUUUAAAGUUAGCGUUAAGGCUAACGGCACAACAUUUAUGGGGUUUUUUUAGGACUCAGGGAACACAAGCCUAACGUUAUGGUGUAGGCUAUAGUAAAUAGAAGACAACACACACACCAGCCAUCAAAUUAGGCACGCGAAAGCAGCGGUUGGCUGAAGAACUUCAUUGCUCCUGCAAACAAGUUAAUUGUAACUAGCUGUGUAACAAGGACGCCCAAUGGCUACGUCUUGUGUUUUCGAAGGUGCUGACAAUCGUUAAUUCACCAGCUGCACAGUCAGUGUGAUUCUUGCUGCAGUGAUGCUGAAUUAAUAACUGAAGACUAUCUGCUACUGACAAUGAAGUUUCAAGACCGAGAGUCUGCUUUGUCACCUACUGUCAUCAGACAAAUUCAGUAACCUCUUAAAACACCAGCUCUGUUAUCCAGCAUAUUUACUGCCUUAUUGCUACCAUUCCACUGUACCAGCAAAUCCUCACGCAUUAUCUACCUGCUCUAAACUUGUCCAGGUGCUUUCAUUAGCUGUGAAAAGCUUCUUCCUCAUCUUCUCCACAGUUUUUUCUCACUUAACGGAAAACUCAAUUCCCAAAUGAUGAGGGCAGACAGCAAAGGUCGAAGUGCCUCCCCUCACAGGAUAACCUAUAAGUCUGACUUCCACGCCAUCAAAUGUUCAUUUGACACUGGAACCAGUCUGCAACCAGGGACCAAAGCUACUGCUGCCGCUGCCCAGCGCUCUGCUGUGUACUCAACCGGGCUGCCACCCAGCCUGUCAGAUUCGAUAAUGUCUAACAUCAGCACCAGCUCCGCCAUGUGCAGCAGAGGGAGGGCUCACAGCACCAGGGGGACCAAAAUCAGAGAAAACAUCUUCCUGCAAAUGGACAGUCAGCAGCAGAAACAAGAUGGUGGUCCAGUGCUCAGUUCUGGCUCCACACCCCUCUUUUCUCCCCAUAAUGCUAACCUGCAGCCCCAUACUUCACUUUUUUGUCGUUCCAGACAUUCAGUCAUCAGUUCCUCAUCUAUUCUGAACACUGUGGCCAACAUUUCUACUCCAGAAUGUUCUCUGCUAGAAAAACCAUCCAGAUCAGAGGAGAUAGUGGAUAUCGACAGAGCUGCUCUGGCUCAGAAGUUCUCUGUAACCCGCAGGUUGUUUGAAACAAAGGUGAUGGUGGGUGAAGGCAGUGGAGCACAGGUUUCUAAAGGUAUUACCAGCAGGGGAAGCAAAGGGAUGGCAGAUGAGAAAGGAGGAGAGGAAGAGGAGAGAAGAGGUGUCAGCCAGGAAGAAAAGGGGCAAGAUUCAAGUGGGAAAGGAAUACACACAGAAGAGGAUAGCGUUAACAAGCACAAAUCCCUAAACCUACCCAUCAUUAAUAUUUCCUUGCCAAAGCCUCCUGCAGAGGUCUUACUGACAGGACACCUUGAAUCUCCUGUAUUGGAUGGCCCGAGUAAAGCAUCUAACACAUCUCCCUCCUGUCUCAACAAACAUGGCCCAACCACAGGAUCACAAACAGAGAGAGAAAGAAAGGCAGAAGACGCAGCUCUUCACCCUUGCUUGACACCUGAGGUACCACUGAGGGCAGAAUUAGUUGACGUGAAGAAUGAGUCAUCGGAAAGUGACGAGAACGAAGAAGAAAAGGAGAGGAAAGAGGCCAAAAAUCGUCUUAAAGAUGAGGGGGAAAAGUGUGUGAGCAAAGUUUCAGAAGAAAGUGUGCAAGACCUGGUGGAUGAUGUUUUUGAAGAGCCCAGCAUGGCAACAACACUAUUUAUGCUGGAAAAUGGAGUGGAUCUAAGAGUAGGAGGCAGAAGGCCAUUCAUUUCCCCAGAAGAGCACCUGAAGGAGUUAUCGGUCAACAUGUCAUGUAAGAAAGAGACUAAGGAUGACAGGAAAGGUGGAGGAGACAAGUAUUGGCAGGUGAAUGAACAGUGGGAGGGGCAGAGCAGACAGUUCAUUGCACGAGAUGAAAAGUCAGCAAAAAAGGGGGACUACAGGGAGAAAAAGACUGAUGAAGAAAGUGCUGAAGUGAAAGAGAGAGGCAUGGUGCAAGAGGAGGGUAUCGACAAGGAAGUUGGCUCUCACAGUGUAGGGAAGAGGAUAUGUGGAGAAGAAGAAUGCAAACGAAGUCGAGAGAAGGAAGGGACUGAAACAGAAGAGAAAAGUGAGAAAGAAGAAGAUUCAACAUUGGAGCUGCAACAGGAGCAUGCCAAUGAGGAAGUGAAGAAUGAGGAGUGCAGUGAGGCCAGUGAUGAAAAAGAUAAUGGAGGAGGAGGCCAAGUCCAGACAGGAUCUGCAGUUAUCUGGGGGAUUGAGAACGAGGCCUUUGUAUGUGAGCAGGAAUCCCAGUCUCAUCCAGAGCAUUCGACAUCACCAAGACAGGAACUGGAAAACUCUGCACAUACAGGAAGUGAGCUUUUAUUGCAAUAUGAGGAAAUUCCAGGUGUGCCUGAAGUGGCCAAACAGGAGGAUGAAGAUGCAGUGAAAGCUGCAAAGAGAAAAGUCAAGUUCUCCUCCUCACCAAUCAAGGUGUACUGCACUUACUCCAACGCAGAGUACGACAGACACAAUGAGGACAUUGACCCUGUGUCGGCCUCGGCUGAGUAUGAGCUGGAGAAGAGGGUGGACAGGAUGGAUGUCUUUCCAGUGGAGAUAGAAAAGGGGGAUGAUGGUCUGGGCAUCAGUAUCAUAGGAAUGGGUGUUGGAGCCGACCAGGGACUGGAAAAACUGGGAAUCUUUGUCAAAACAGUCACUGAAGGAGGGGCAACACAGAAAGAUGGAAGGAUUCGGGUGAAUGACCAGAUAGUGGAAGUGGAUGGGGUGAGUUUGGUUGGAGUGUCGCAGCUGUUCGCAGCCACAGUCCUCAAGAACACAUCAGGCCUCGUCAAGUUUUUGAUUGGCCGAGAGAAGGAGGGGGUGGAGAGCGAGGUGGCGCGACUGAUCAAUGAAAGCCUGGAAAUGGAUAAAACAUCGAGAAAGAGAGAAGGCGCGCCUGGAGAUGAAUAUCAUGAUAGUAGCGUGUCCGAGAGGGACUCAGUGGCCGAGGAAGAAGAGGAAGACGAAGAGGAGGAUGUGUCUGUUUUGUCCAGCCUGGACAACCAUCAGCUCUGCCUCAAAUACCAGCAGCUUCAGUCAAAACUACGAAGCAGAGCAGCUCAACUUCACCACGCUAGAGAAAAGUUAAAGGCAUUGGAGGAGCAGCAGGCCUCUUGGGAGAGCCAGAAGGACGAGUUGGAGCAAAGAGUGGAGGAUGGAGAGGAGAAAGCUGACAAACUAGAGAAGUAUUGGCAAGAGGCCCAGACACUGUGUAGGGUUGUGAGCCAGCGCCUGGCUGAUGCUCAGAGCCAAUCAGAAAGCCUGGAGAUCAAAUACAACAAAGCCAAGAGACUGGUCAGAGAAUACCACAGCAGAGAGGAGGAGAGGGAGAAAAGAGAAGCUGAUUUGAGGAGAGAAAUGGAGGAGAGAGAAAAGCUUCACAGAGCCACAGUUGAAAGACUGCAAAGCCAGAUAGCACAGGUGGAGAGGAAAGAGCCAGACAGAAAGAACCACUCUGUGGACUCUUCAGUCACAGGUCCAGACUGGUAUAUUCCAGUUCCUGAUACGGGACGUCUAGACUCCAGUGCUCACAUAGCCAGAGCUCAGCUGGCCCAGAAAUCGAAGCGCCACCCGCCCUCUCGAGACAAACUCAGAGAGAGCUUUAGAAAAGAGGAAGCUGAAGUUCAGAAACAGCAGGAGAGCCAGUCGCUGUCCACUCAGACGGUGGUCCAAAGGAGCAGCAGAAGCGACCUGUCCAGCACCUCGUCUUUCUCAGCACUCAGUCCUCAGCCUCCCACCAGCUUCGUCUUCACGCCUCCCAUCUCCAUCACCGACACUGUCACUCCCUCACCAUGCAAAUCCUCCACUUCCAGAAAGUCCAAAAGGAAAUUUCCUGACUUCAGUGGCCUUCGCAAGUCUCUCAGCAAAAGGAGAAGCAAUAAACACUGCAAAAGGUCCAUAAAAAACAGUGGAUCAUGUGGUGAAUUGGUGGACGAGCCCACUGGAGUUUCUCCGUCGGGUUCGGUCACCUCCAUGCCUUCUUGCCUGCCCUUUCCUUGGUUUGGUGAGCGAGGGAGAGAAAAAGAAGAGGAGGGUGAGAGAGGCAGGGAGAGACUUCGAUCUGUGUCCAGCAGCAGUUUACCCUACCUGACCACCACAGGUAGAAGAGAUCAGACAUUGGAUGACGAGCCAGUUCCCACCAAUAACAACAACCAGUGGCAAAGUCGACCCGUCUUGGAGUGGAACAACCAGCAGGUGUGUCUGUGGUUAGUCGCCAUGAACAUGGACCAGUACGCGUCUGAGUUUGCUGCGAGAGGUGUGGAUGGGACGCAGCUGCUCAGCAUGGACGGUGAGAAACUCAAGGCUCUGGGCGUGUGCAGCCAUAGCGACCGGUCUGCCCUCAAGAAAAAGCUGAAGGAGAUGAAGAAAAACGAGGAGAAGGAACAAAGAAAAGAAGAGAAGAGGCUGAAGGAGGAAAAGGAGAAGAAUGCGGUUUUGGAUAAGGAAAUGGAAGACAAGGACAAGGCGAGGAUGAUGAUGGAAAAGUCCGUAAAGGACACCAGACGCAGUGGCAAAACUGUAAGAACCGAGUCACUUUUAUAAAGGUGAUAUAGGUGGUGCACCACCAGCAUGAGGACAUUUGCAGUCUAAGGCCCAACUAUACACCUGGACCAAUCUCUUAGUUAUUUAACAGAAACGGCUACAUCUGCUGCGCACAUCGUCCUCUGAAUUUAGAACAUUUAGGACACAAAACACUGGUUGGUUUCAGUGGAUAGACAGAGCAGAGGUUGACUUCAUCACGUUUUCUCGGCUAAUGAUCAUCUCUCUGUGUAUAUCAAGUGUGAAGUGUGUGACCACUUGCUGUUUUACAGUGAUGUUUUUUUUAAUCAUGAUUUUAAUAUUUAACGCUGUGCUGAUUUAAGCACGUAGGUAUUUGUUGUAAAUGCUUUUUUUUAUGUAUUAAUAAAUAUUCUUUUAAACUUC